AUGACGGGAAAGAUAGGAGACAUGGUAACACACACGGCAACACAAAACGAGCUGUCAACGACAGAGAGAUGGCCCAAGCGGCAUGCGACCGAGAAGGGUGGGAUAGUGUUGGCAGCAGCAAACGCCGUUCGCAUGAACGGGCGAAAACAAACGGCUGAAAUGAUCAUCGGCACCUUUCGGCAAGAUUACAUCACCGCUUACGCCUUUAUUACGGCAGCGCGUUUGCCGUCCGGCCGUCCGAAACGGCGAACGCAUGCGAAACGUGCUCGGCAGCCGUUGCCGUUCACGUUCACGUUAUUUGCUACGGCAGAUUUUACGUUGCCGUUUGAACGGCGGAAGCAAAAAACGGCCCUUGACCCAGUGGGACGGGCAGGAUUUUAUACGAGGGCGAUGGGUCAGGUCGCGACCAAGACCGAGGAAACUUCGAUCAGAUCUGCACCAAGAUGGACUCGUAGGACCGGUCAGCGGGUCAUCAAAAAGAAGCAGAAGACAACACCAAUAUCAUACCACACCGACUUUACAGCGAUACGAUACUCUGCCACCAAGCCUGAUCGGUAUCGUCCCGCCCCGAUCCCAUAUCUGGCUGCAACAACAAGGAUCGCGAGACCCAACAUUGAAGCCAAUGCCCAAUAUCAGCGAUCUUUCGGCCCUCUUCCCUUCUCGGGUCACUUCGCUAGUCAGGGCGAAAUAGGCGAGGAUGGGUCAGGUCAGACUCGGAAAAGGCAGGAGAGGCCCGAUGGGGGAAAGCGGAGAAGGAUUCGUCUAUACCUUCUUUGGGCGACGAUGGGGAGGGAUGGACACCUCACCGCGUAUUCCGCUCAUCGAUCGGUUCGAACGUCCACUAAGUUUUCUCUUCGCACCUCGAGAGAGUACGGACUUUCCAGGUCGCAAAUGCUUCGCAAGGGUCACUUUGCCGGCCCAUCGCACCUCCUAAAACGAACUUCGUCACCUCUUUUGGGUCGUACGGGCCCGUUCACGAUGGAGUCUUGA
Filobasidium floriforme is the source of this 990-nucleotide messenger RNA. RefSeq lists its product as uncharacterized. The record is from RefSeq and is a predicted model, not a curated record. The coding region runs from base 1 to 990 and encodes 329 amino acids. Lineage: Eukaryota; Fungi; Basidiomycota; Tremellomycetes; Filobasidiales; Filobasidiaceae. The transcript is spliced from 6 exons.